Messenger RNA from Amphibalanus amphitrite, 4338 nucleotides. RefSeq names its product nucleolar protein dao-5-like. The record is from RefSeq and is a predicted model, not a curated record. Bases 906 to 4109 code for a protein of 1067 amino acids. Gene Ontology annotation, molecular function: telomeric repeat DNA binding. The transcript has 3 exons. Gene Ontology annotation, biological process: regulation of DNA-templated transcription; telomere maintenance via telomere lengthening. Gene Ontology annotation, cellular component: shelterin complex. NCBI's taxonomy places the organism in Eukaryota, Metazoa, Arthropoda, Thecostraca, Balanomorpha, Balanidae.
GCGACCACCACUCUCCCCGAUCGGCUAGGGCGGGGUUUCUGACCGCGUCCUGGACAGAUGGCACCACUUCCUUCAGCACAGGCACCCACGCGAGGCCUAUGAGAAGGGCUGGCCUUCCCUCUUGGCUCUUACUGAGGCUGGCGCGUUUGUUGUUGAGAUGCCAUGUGGGCACGGCAGAUUCCCAAUCAAGGAACCAUGGUCUCAGCGAACAGUGUCUUGAGCUCCGGUCUUCGACACAUCCAGAAUGUCAUGCUUCUCAAAGGUUGCCCGAUCCCUAUGUGUAUGGCUAUGCACUACCAUAUGUCCUCUGACGCAGCUGCGGCCAUUGUGUGCCGCUCAAUAGCACCUUUAUAGCAUCUGUGAGCUUAUGCCUGCUCCUUCCCUGAUCGAUCGAGCCGGGCGCCGAGACGAGACAUCUUGCUGCGUCUCACUCGGCCGUUAGGCCCGCUGGCCGGGCUCGGAGUCGAUGAGACACCCCCUCAGCCAUGCGUCACGUAGAGCCCGUGUGGGAGCAGCGUGACACGGCGUCCACCGCGAGCUUAUUGUCUCUGUAUUCGGGAACCCCUUCGUCGUGGACUGUAUUGUCCGUUGGGCGCAUAACGGCUCUGCUGCUGACGCAUCCCAGAACUAACAAACAGCAGAACUCCACCGACCCACUGAAAACGUGGCCCCACACCCGUCGCCUGCACUUAAUAGUCAAUACCCCUGAGCUGAUCGACUCGGAUCCGUUGUAUAGGCAUCAACAGAUGUAUUUAUGUGUAGUCUUAGAAUAAUUUUGACAGCGCUGUGGAUACUGACCCCCUGUGUCCCUCAGCGCUGUGGAUACUGAGACUGACUGACCCCCUGUGUCCUUCAGCGCUGUGGAUACUGAGUACUGACCCCCUGUGUCUCUCAGCUCUGCGGCGAUGGUGCCGCCCUCGCGGCUCUCGCAGCUGUUUGUGCGGCCGGACGAUGCCGAGCCGAUGGAGUUCCACCUGCUGGCGGGCCUGCCGCGCCCGGAGCGCUGCCGGCUGCAGGCGCUGGUGGAGGACCACGGCGGCGCGCUGGUGGCCAACCCGGCGCGCUGUCCGCACGCAGUCACUCUGGGCGCCGGCACGCCGGGAUCGCAGCCGCGGCCGGCCGUCUCCGACCGGCCCGACACCUUCAGCACCCAGUUCCUGGACGAGUGUGUGCGCCGCGGCCGGGUGGUGAGUCUGUGCCCGUUCCGGCUGCAGCCCACCUCGCUGUACAGCCGGCCGGGCCAGGUGAACGCCGUGCUGCUGGGACGCUGCGCCCGCUCCGACCUGGCCGUGGUGACGGCGCUGCCCGACUCCGACUCGGACGACGAGCUGCGGCUGCUGACGGCCGCCGGGGAGCCGGGCCGCGGCGCCGCGCCCUACCGCGGCCGGCUCCGCUUCAGCCGCGAGAAGGACGAGGCGCUGGUGCGCUUCGUGGCCGAGCACGGCUGCCAGCGCUACGCGCCGCCGACGGCGCCCAAGUUCUGGCACCUGAAGGCGUUCCUGCUGCCGGCGCUGCUGGCCGACCAUCCGCCACUGUCGCUGCACACCCACUUCAUCAAACAGGUGAGGCCGCGGCUGGCCGACUUCAAGUCGACGGUGCCGGUGCACCUGGUGGCGCGGGCGGCCGAAGCCACGGCCACGCGUCUGGCGCUCACUGAGGACGAGCGGCGUGCCGUGGAGCAGCGCGAGCGGGACGACAGCCGGCAGCGGCAGCGGCGGCUCCGGCAGCGGCCCAGCUCCGCCGGCGACUCCGACACCAGCGCCGACGACCUGCUCUGCGUCACCGACUCGGAGAGCGAGCCGGGCCGCGCCACCGCCGCCCCGGCCGACACUCCCGCCGGCUCCGAAGCCGCUUCUGCCGCUGAAACGGCCGCUGUGAGCACGGUGCUGGAGACGGCCCCCAGUGCUGAGGGUGCUGAACUGGAGACUGCCCCCAGUGCUGAAGGUGCUGAACUGGAGAUAUCCCCCAGUGCCGAGGGUGCUGAACUGGAGACGGCCCCCAGUGCCGAGGGUGCUGACCUGGAGACGGCCCCCAGUUCUGAGGGUGCUGAACUGGAGACGGCCCCCAGUGCCGAGGGUGCUGAACUGGAGACGGCCCCCAGUGCUGAGGGUGCUGAACUGGAGACGGCCCCCAGUUCUGAGGGUGCUGAACUGGAGACGGCCCCCAGUGCCGAGGGUGCUGAACUGGAGACGGCCCCCAGUGCCGAGGGUGCUGAACUGGAGAUGGCCCCCAGUGUCGAGGGUGCUGACCUGGAGACGGCCCCCUGUGCCGAGGGUGCUGAACUGGAGACGGCCCCCAGUGCCGAGGGUGCUGAACUGGAGACGGCCCCCAGUGCCGAGGGUGCUGAACUGGAGAUGGCCCCCAGUGUCGAGGGUGCUGACCUGGAGACGGCCCCCUGUGCCGAGGGUGCUGACCUGGAGACGGUCUCCAGUGCCGAGGGUGCUGAGCUGGAGACGGCCCCCGGUGCUGAGGGUGCUGAGCCGGCCGCCGAGGGCGCUGAUUUGACGACAGCCCCGGCCGCGUUAGGUGACGAGUCGGACUUUGUCCCGCCGACCAGCCCAUCGGAGUGCUCGUCUUGUGGCGACAGCGAUGAGACGGUACGUAUCCCGGCAGCCGUGCAGCAGGUUAUGGCGGCGCGCUGGAGCGGCGGCGCCGCGCGGCCCUCCUAUUCGCCGAUACUGUCGCGCCACACCAGGCGCCGCCGCCGGCCGCCAGCCGCCGGAGCCGCCGCUGGGAGCCCGCAGCUCUCCCCGGAGCUGGCCCCGGAGCCGGAGCCGGAGCCGGCGCUCGGCGACUCCCGGCGCUCCCUCUCGCCGGCGUUCCAGUCGGCGUUGUCCGAUUCAGACGCAGCCGGGCCGAGCCACGCGGCGGACGCACAGCGGACAGACACCACGCGCCGGCUGCGCAGCUUCCGAAUGCGCCGCCGGGCGGGUGAGGGCGGCUCCCCGCGCGCCGCCCGCCGACCGGAGCCCGGCGGAGAGCCGACGGCAGGCUCCCCCAGCCGGCGGGCGCGCGACGCGGGCCGCCGGGGCCGCCGGCUCUACAGCCACCCGCCGCUGCCGGAGGAGUACCCGGAGCGCGCGGCCGCCGGGCGCCGGCUGCGCUCGGCCAGUGGCUCAGGGAGCUCGGCGUCGAGCUCGGACGACUUCCAGCCGCCGCCCAGGAAGGCGACACGGCUGGACGGCGAGCGGUCUGCCCAGCCCGGCCCGUCCGGCCUGAGACCGGCGCGGAGAAGUCGCCGGCUGAGCUCCUCCGACAGCGCCGCCAGCCCGGACCCGGCGCGGCGUUCACGCCGACUGGGCUCCUCCGACAGCGCCGCCAGCCCGGACCCGGCGCGAAGUCGCCGGCUGAGCUCCUCCGACGGCGCCGCCAGCCCGGACCCGUCUCGGAGAAGUCGCCGGCCGAGCUCCCCCGACAGCGCUGCCAGCCCGGACCCGUCUCGGCCGGCGCGGAGAAGUCGCCGGCUGAGCUCCUCCGACGGCGCCGCCAGCCCGGACCCGUCUCGGCCGGCGCGGAGAAGUCGCCGGCUGAGCUCCUCCGAUUACGGCGGCGACGCUGAUUCGUCUGCGCGGUCGCGGCGCGAGCGGCAGGCGUACUCGUGGGCCGAGGAGGAGGUGCUGCUGCGCCGGGUGCUGGCCGAGCAGGCGGCCGGCGGCCUGCUGGGCGGCCGACGCGUCUGGGAGCGGCUGCAGGACAGCGGCGUGCUGCCGGGCCGCUCCUGGCAGUCCCUGAAGGAGCACUGGCGCCGGAUGGCGCCGCGGCUCCGCAACAGCGCCCGGCUGACCGAGAGCCAGCGGCGCCAGCUGUGCCGCGCGCUGCGCCGGCCGGCCGGGCCGGGCCGCCGCGGCGCGCCGGCGCGGCCCUACACGCGCGCCGAGGACCUGGCCAUGCUGCGGUACCUGCAGGAGGAGCCGCGCCGCGCGCUCGGCGUCUCGGGCCGCGCGCUGUGGCAGGAGAUGGCCGCGGCGCUGGCCAGGCCCGGCCGGCCCACCAGGAGCUGGCAGUCUUUGAAAGAGCGCUUCCACAAGCGGAUCGCGCCGGCGCUCCGCGAGUACCGGGAGGUGGACAGCGCCUUCCGCCGCUCCCUGGCCGACCGGCUGUGCCUGUGACGGCCGCGCACUUUUUAUCGGUUCGUGCGUGCAGUGGGUGUGUGUCUGCAUGCUCGUGUGGUUGGCUGUGAUCAUCGCAUCGCCUGUUUGGUAGGUACGACACGUUGGGGGUAACGCCGCGCGCUCAUGAGCUUUUGUUUUCACGGCCUACGAUCGACUGAAAAGUCAGUGUACAAAACUUUGUAUAGUGCACAGCCAAGAUAUAUCUUAAUACAAUAAUUUUCGUAUA